Anoplopoma fimbria (sablefish) is the source of this 416-nucleotide messenger RNA. It is a transcript of the gene pth4, whose product is annotated as parathyroid hormone 4. NCBI's taxonomy places the organism in Eukaryota, Metazoa, Chordata, Actinopteri, Perciformes, Anoplopomatidae. The record is from RefSeq and is a predicted model, not a curated record. The coding region runs from base 36 to 392 and encodes 118 amino acids. Gene Ontology annotation, cellular component: extracellular region. The transcript has 3 exons. Gene Ontology annotation, molecular function: hormone activity; peptide hormone receptor binding. Gene Ontology annotation, biological process: regulation of chondrocyte differentiation; adenylate cyclase-activating G protein-coupled receptor signaling pathway; osteoblast development.
UUAGAGGAGCUGCUGUCACCAACAUUGGCAAUAAGAUGGAGAUGUCACUCAGGCCUGUGCAGUGGCUCGCUGUCAUGCUUCUCGUCGUCUUCACAACCAGCCAGUGUCAACAAAACGAGAGUCGUCGAGCUGUGACCGAACACCAGCUGAUGCACGACCGCGGCCGAAACAUCCAGAGUCUCAAGAGGCUCAUCUGGCUGUCCAGCGCCAUCGAGGGUCUCCACACUGCCCAGACCCGGUCCGCUGAUUUCAACCCCACAAAGGUCCUGAACCUGGCUCUGAAUCCAGCACUGGUCCCGGCUACUGGGAACCCCCAGCCCACCCGGGUCCAGAGCCUCCUGAGAGACUUCUUUAAUCCCUACCUGACCCAACAGCAAGACAGAGAGGCUUAACAUCACUUUAAUGCAUACACAUGA